Sipha flava (yellow sugarcane aphid) is the source of this 1636-nucleotide messenger RNA. It is a transcript of the gene fbp, whose product is annotated as fructose-1,6-bisphosphatase 1. Gene Ontology annotation, cellular component: cytoplasm; cytosol. The record is from RefSeq and is a predicted model, not a curated record. Gene Ontology annotation, biological process: fructose 6-phosphate metabolic process; fructose metabolic process; fructose 1,6-bisphosphate metabolic process. The transcript has 8 exons. Bases 501 to 1529 code for a protein of 342 amino acids. Lineage: Eukaryota; Metazoa; Arthropoda; Insecta; Hemiptera; Aphididae. Gene Ontology annotation, molecular function: fructose 1,6-bisphosphate 1-phosphatase activity.
UUUUUUUUUUUUUUAUCGCGCGUUUCCCGGAUAUGCGAUGCGAAAUCUGGUUGCACGGUAAAAGUCCAUCGGGCUAAAACGGCCGAAGGGUUCGAUGGAGUGACUACGGGGAAGAGGAUGAAUAAAAUAAAAAUCCGCCUAGUCUUUCGGGAUUCCCGCGGUGCACAUGAUCGUAGAUGUAUAAAAAGGUGUUGUGCCGAGUUUCUUCUCUCCGGUCAUUUUUCAACCGCUCCGCAGAAUAAUAACACGAUGUCGAUAAGUACCUCAUUCGUAUGCGGUCUGAAAAAAUUCCGCGUUUAUUUAUUUUUACGAUCCAGUAACACCGAAACAGCGACCGUGCGGGCGCGCGAAGGAGAACCGCGAUAACAUCUCGACUGAAGGGGUUUGUUUUCACGGAAAAAUCUCAUCUGCACUGGUAAUAUCGUGGUGUACUCCCGUGUAUCCAUCAGCAGCACAUCCACAUCGUAGUCUCUACCACGUACCGAGUCAACCAGGUCGUCAUGUCGUCGCAACAGCAGUACGAGCCACCGGCGUUCGACUCGAACUGCAUGACGCUCACGCGGUUCGUGCUGGCCGAACAGAAGAAGGUGCCAUCGGCCACCGGCGACCUGACGCAACUGUUGACCAGCAUCCAGACGGCCGUCAAGGCAGUCAGCUCGGCCGUGCGCAGGGCCGGACUGGCCCAUCUGUACGGCAUGGCUGGAUCCACGAACGUGCAAGGCGAAGACGUCAAGAAGUUAGACGUGCUCAGCAACGAACUGUUCGUCAACAUGUUGGCGUCGUCUUACACCGUCCACAUGAUGGUCAGCGAAGAGAACGAGACUGUGAUAGAGAUCGAGACUGAGAAACGGGGCAAAUACAUCGUAUGUUUCGAUCCGCUGGACGGGUCGUCGAACAUCGACUGUCUCGUAUCCAUCGGUUCCAUUUUCGGUAUAUUCAGGAAAACCGACGAGAGCAUCGAAACGAACGUCAAAAACGCGUUCCAAAAGGGCAGGAACAUGGUGGCCGCGGGCUACGCGCUCUACGGCAGUGCCACGAUGAUGGUGUUGUCGUUGGGCAAAGGGAGCGGCGUCAACGGGUUCAUGUUGGAUCCGGCUAUAGGGGAAUUUUUACUGACUGAACGUAACAUCAAAAUACCCAGCAAAGGAAACAUUUACAGCAUAAACGAAGGGUAUUCGCAUCUGUGGGACGAGACCGUGACAGAGUAUGUCAGAAGAAAAAAAGACCCAAAGUGGGGUAAGCCGUUUGGUGCUAGAUAUGUUGGUUCAAUGGUGGCAGAUGUACACCGCACAUUGAAGUAUGGAGGCAUAUUUAUGUACCCAGCAACAAAACAAUCACCAAAUGGCAAGUUACGUCUACUGUACGAAGGUAACCCAAUGGCCUACAUCAUUGAAGAGGCAGGUGGUGUAGCGAGUAAUGGCAAGAUACCCAUAUUGGACAUACAGCCAACAGCUUUGCAUCAGAGAAGUCCGAUAUUUUUAGGCUCCAAAGACGAUGUCAAUGAAUUGUUGGAAAUGUUUAAAAAAUAAUCUUUAUAAUAUAUAUAUAUUUUUUAAAUAAAUUUAUCAUACAAAAGAAUUAAUUAGUGUAAUAAUGAUGUGAUUUUAUGAAGUAUAAUAAAAAUGUAUUUUCAAAC